AUGGCGUACGGCGCGCCCUCCCUGACAGAUACCCAGACAAAGUCCCAGUCCAUCUUGAAAAUUUCCACGCGUGAGCACUCCUACGAGCCACCAAGAGCCUAUGUGGAGAAGUGCAACGCUCAGAUUUCUGACAUUGUGGAGCUGGUGCGUGGGAAGCUGUCAGGAGGGGCGAGGAUGACCCUUGGUGGUCUAACUGUUAUAGAUGUUCACGCUCGAGAUGUUGUGGCGAAAUUGGCAGAAGACGGCAUCUCCUCCACAAACGACUUUGCGUGGAUUUCUCAGCUGCGUUACUUCUGGGAGGAUGGAGAAGUGAUGCUGCGCAUGAUCACCACCUGUUUGAAAUAUGGAUAUGAAUAUCUGGGAAAUUCCGGCCGUCUUGUCAUUACACCGCUGACUGACCGCUGCUAUAGAACUCUUAUGGGGGCUUUGAAGCUGUACUUGGGGGGGGCUCCUGAGGGUCCUGCAGGAACUGGCAAGACUGAGACCACCAAAGAUUUGGCAAAAGCUUUGGCUAAACAGUGUGUGGUGUUCAACUGCUCCGAUGGUCUGGACUACAAGGCCAUGAGUAAGUUCUUCAAAGGACUGGCUCAGUCCGGAGCCUGGGCCUGCUUUGAUGAGUUCAAUCGUAUUCCGGUGGAGGUGCUCUCUGUGGUGGCUCAGCAGAUCCUCUGCAUACAACAGGCCAUUGCCAAGGAUCUGAAGACCUUCCUGUUUGAGGGGACAGAGCUGUCCCUCAACCCCACCUGCUCUGUGUUCAUCACCAUGAACCCUGGGUACGCUGGCAGGGCCGAGCUCCCUGACAACCUAAAGGCUCUUUUCCGUACAGUGGCUAUGAUGGUGCCAGACUAUGGUCUCAUUGGAGAAAUCUCACUAUACUCUAUGGGCUUCAUUGAAUCUCGCAGUCUUGCAGGAAAGAUCGUGGCCACCUACCGCCUUUGCUCCGAGCAGCUGUCUUCUCAACACCACUACGACUACGGUAUGCGAGCUGUGAAGUCUGUGCUGACUGCAGCAGGGAAUCUGAAGCUGAAGUACCCCGAGGAGAACGAGAGCGUGCUAUUGCUCAGGGCGCUGAUGGACGUGAACAUGGCCAAGUUUCUGGCCCAGGACGUGCCACUGUUUCAGGGUAUCAUCUCUGAUUUAUUCCCUGGCGUGGUCCUUCCCACACCAGACUAUGAUCUCCUCCUCAAGGCUCUUAACGACAACAUCGCGAAGCUCAACCUGCAGUCUGUCCCAUGGUUCAUUGGCAAAAUCAUCCAGGUGUAUGAGAUGAUGUUGGUACGCCAUGGUUUCAUGAUAGUAGGAGACCCUCUGGGAGGAAAGAGUUGUGCAUAUAAAGUUCUUGCUGCUGCCCUUGGAGACCUUUUUAAAGCCCAACUGAUGGAGGAGUUUGCAGUGCAUUAUAGCAUCAUCAACCCAAAGGCCGUCACUAUGGGCCAGCUGUAUGGCUGCUUUGAUCCAGUCAGCCACGAGUGGUCUGAUGGUGUGCUAGCAACCACCUACAGAGAUCAGGCCAUCUCCACCUCCGAAGAUCGACAGUGGAUCAUCUUUGAUGGGCCCAUUGAUGCUGUCUGGAUUGAGAACAUGAAUACUGUGCUGGAUGACAACAAGAAGCUUUGUUUGAUGAGUGGUGAGAUCAUCCAGAUGAGCAGCAAGAUGAGUCUGAUCUUUGAAACUGCUGACCUGGAGCAAGCCUCUCCGGCUACCGUCAGUAGGUGUGGGAUGAUCUACAUGGAGCCUCAUCAGAUGGGCUGGACUCCUCUCAGAGAUUCCUACAUGAACACACUGCCUGAGAGCCUGAGCACUGAACACAGAACACUGAUCGUGGACCUGUUUGAUUGGCUAGUUCAGCCAUGUCUGAACUUUAUAGAAAGGGAGUGUCGCUUUGUGGUUCAAACAUCUUUCAUUCACCUGGCCUACAGUCUAAUGAAGUUGUACACCUGCCUGAUGGAUGAAAUUGCUGCGUCAGGACCCAAUGGCACCCCGAUGACCAGCCAGCAGAUAACCAUGUGGCUGAUGGGUCUUUUCCUAUUCGCUCUUGUAUGGACGGUGGGUGGGACCAUCUCGGGGGACAGUCGAAAUAAAUUCAGCGUCUUCUACCGCAAUCUGAUCAUGGGCCUGGACGAAAAAAACCCUAAGCCAAAGAGUAUCCCACUCAAGAAGAACAACAUCUUCCCUGAGAGAGGCACUGUCUAUGACUUCUUCUUUCAUAAGGAAGGACAAGGACAGUGGAAAACAUGGACUGAUUCAAUCACAAAGGAAGAAAACAUCAUUCCAGUUUCAGCCAAUGUGUCAGACCUCAUCAUCCCUACCAUGGAGACGGCGCGUCAGCUGUUUUUCCUGCGCACCUACCUGGCACAUGAAAUACCCAUGCUGUUUGUUGGGCCCACUGGCACUGGAAAAUCUGUCAUCAACAAAAGCUUCCUGGUAAAGCUGCCCAAAGAGCAGUACACACCAAACUGUAUCAACUUCUCAGCCCGAACCUCAGCCAAUCAGACCCAAGACAUCAUCAUGGCCAAGCUGGACCGGAGAAGGAAGGGCGUGUUCGGACCUCCUGUGGGGAAGAAGUGUAUCGUCUAUGUUGAUGAUCUGAACAUGCCUACUAAAGAAAUCUACGGUGCCCAACCCCCCAUCGAGCUGUUAAGGCAGUGGGUUGACCAUCGUCACUGGUAUGACAAGAAGGACACCUCCAGGCUAAACAUAGUGGACGUGCUGUUUAUGUCCGCAAUGGGACCUCCUGGUGGUGGGAAAAAUGACAUAUCAGGCCGCCUCACCCGCCACUUGAACGUCAUCUCAAUUGAUUCCUUUGAUGAUGAAACACUGACCAAGAUCUUCACCUCCAUUACUGACUGGCACUUCAGCAAAGGCUUUGAUGCUUCUUUCUGCAGGCUAGGCAAGAUCAUGGUCCAGGCCACCAUGGCGGUCUAUAAGGACACCAUGGACAGCUUCCUCCCAACACCGUCCAAGUCCCAUUACAUCUUCAACCUACGGGACUUUGCUCGAGUGAUACGGGGUGUGCUGCUGGCUCCACACACACACAUGCAGGAUGGAGACAAACUGAUCCGUCUUUGGAUCCAUGAAGUUUAUCGUGUUUUCUAUGACCGGCUCAUUGACAACGAAGGCAAGGAGACCUUCUUUGGCAUCGUCAAAGAGAGAACAUCAAACUUUUUUAAGCUGAGUGUGGAAAAGCUCCUGAGCCAUCUUAGCCCAGAUGGCAAAGUAGCAGAUGAGAGCAUACGCAGCUUGUUCUUCGGUGACUAUGCCAAGCCUGAUGCUGACAUUAAGGCAUAUGAUGAAAUCACAGAUAUGGCUGCUUUACAAGAAGUGAUGGAGUUCUACCUGGAUGAGUUCAACAACUGCAGCAAGGCACCAAUGUCCUUAGUCAUGUUCAAAUUUGCCAUUGAGCACAUUUCCCGUAUCUGCCGUGUGCUGAAACAAGACAAUGGCCACCUUCUGCUCGUGGGCAUCGGGGGCUCGGGGCGUCAGAGCACCACCAAGCUGGGCACCUUCAUCAAUGACUAUGUCCUGUUCCAGAUUGAGUUGACCAAGAGCUACAGCAUGUCCGACUGGCGUGACGACCUGAAGAAGAUUAUGCUUAAAGCAGGCAUCGAAGGGAGGAGCCUGGUGUUCCUGUUCAACGACAGCCAAAUUAAGGAUGAGGCCAUGUUAGAAGACAUUGACAUGCUGCUUAACACUGGGGAUGUGCCGAACAUGUUUGCUGCUGAUGAACGUGCUGAAAUCAUUGAUAAAGCGCAGGGAAUCGCCCGACUCGAGGGCAAAAAGAUUGAUGCCACUCCGCUCUCUAUGUACAACUUCUUCAUUGACCGUGUGAAGGUCAACCUCCACAUUGUGCUUGCUAUGAGUCCUAUUGGUGAUGCAUUUAGGAACCGUCUUAGGAUGUUCCCCUCCCUCAUCAACUGCUGCACUAUUGACUGGUUCCUCGCAUGGCCAAAUGAUGCACUAGAAAUGGUGGCCCACAAAUUCCUGGAGGAUGUAGAAAUGGACAUGGAUAUUAGAAUGGAGGUGGUCGAGAUGUGCAAGACCUUCCAAACAAGUGUCGGAGAAAUGUCUUUAAGGUACUUUUCCAGACUGAGGAGACACAACUAUGUCACACCCACCUCCUACCUAGAACUCAUCCUCACCUUCAAGACUCUGCUCAAUGCCAAGAGGAAUGAAGUGAACACCGCCAUGAACCGCUACAUCGUUGGUCUCGAGAAACUGGAGUUUGCUGCGUCUCAGGUGUCAGUGAUGCAGCUGGAGCUCACAGCCCUCCAGCCAGAGCUCAUCAAGACUUCAGCUGAAACCGAUCAGAUGAUGGUUAAGAUAGAGGGGGAAACCGUUGAGGUGGAUGCUAAGAAAGAACUUGUGUCCGCUGAUGAGAAAGUGGCUAACGACGCAGCAGCUGCAGCCCAAGCCAUCAAGGAAGAGUGUGAGGGAGACUUGGCAGAAGCAAUGCCUGCACUUGAGGCGGCCCUGUCAGCCUUGGACACCUUGAAGCCUUCAGACAUUACUGUAAUAAAGUCUAUGCAGAACCCACCGGGUCUAGUCAAACUAGUCAUGGAGUCCAUCUGCAUCAUGAAGGGCAUCAAACCCGAGAGAAAACCAGAUCCUAGUGGCUCAGGUAAGAUGGUUGAGGACUAUUGGGGCCCCUCGAAGAAGCUCCUUGGAGACCUGAAGUUUCUAGAAAGCCUCAAAGCCUACGACAGAGACAACAUUCCCGCCCCAUACAUAAAAAAAAUCAGAGACAAGUUUGUAGACAACCCCGAGUUCCAGCCCUCUAUCAUCAAAAACGUCUCCUCGGCUUGUGAGGGUCUCUGUAAAUGGGUGAGAGCGAUGGAAGUGUAUGAGCGAGUGGCCAAACUGGUCGCCCCCAAGAAAGAGAGGCUGAAGCUGGCAGAGGACGAGCUGGCUGUGCAGAUGGAGAUGUUGUCUGUGAAAAGAGCCGAGCUGAAGAAAGUGGUGGACAGACUGCAGAGCCUUAAUGAUAAUUUGACCGCCAUGAUUAACAAGAAGCAAGACCUGGAGGAGAACAUUGAGUCGUGCUCUCAGAAGCUGAUCAGAGCGGAGAAGCUGAUUGGAGGACUGGGUGGAGAGAAGGACAGGUGGACAGAGGCUGCAAGGCUUCUAGGGAUUAGAUACAUCAACCUGACAGGUGAUGUACUCCUCUCUUCAGGAACAGUAUCUUACCUAGGUGCAUUUACAGUAGACUACCGUAUAGAGUGCCAGGAGCAGUGGCAUAUCCUGUGCCAGGAGAAGAAAAUCCCCUGCUCUGAGGACCUAACCCUUAGCAACACUCUUGGUAACCAGGUGUCUAUCAGGGCCUGGCAGAUUGCUGGACUACCAGUGGACUCCUACUCCACAGACAACGGUAUCAUCGUGUUUAACUCCCGUCGGUGGCCCCUGAUGAUUGACCCUCAAGGUCAAGCCAACAAGUGGAUCAAGAACAUGGAGAAGGCGAAUAAACUUGCCGUCAUCAAAAUGUCUGAUCCAAACUAUGUGAGAGUCUUGGAGAACUGCAUCCAGUUUGGAACCCCAGUUCUUCUGGAGAACGUGGGGGAGGAGCUUGAUCCCGUACUCGAAACUGUGUUGCUGAAGCAGACCUUCAAACAACAGGGUGUGGAGUACAUGAAGAUUGGGGAGAAUAUCGUGGAAUACUGUAAAGACUUUUUGUUCUACAUGACCACCGGACUGAGGAACCCUCACUAUCUCCCAGAGGUGGCUGUCAAAGUGUGUCUGCUCAACUUCAUGAUCACGCCACAGGGCCUACAGGACCAGCUUCUAGGGCUCGUAGCAGCCAAAGAGAAGCCUGAGCUGGAAGAGAAGAAGAACCAGCUCAUUCUGGAGAGUGCUGCCAACAACAAGCAGCUGAAGGAAAUUGAGGAUAAGAUCUUACAAGUGCUCUCCUCUUCUGAGGGGAAUAUCCUGGAGGAUGAGACCGCCAUUAAGGUCCUGUCAUCCUCCAAAAUCCUCUCUGAGGAGAUAUCAGAGAAACAAAAAAUUGCCAGUGUCACAGAGAAAGAGAUCGAUGACACUCGGAUGGGUUACCGCCCCGUGGCUGAGCACUCAUCCAUUUUGUUUUUCUGUAUCUCAGAAUUGGCAAACAUCGAGCCUAUGUAUCAGUACUCCCUGAGCUGGUUCAUCAAUCUCUACCUGUACUCCAUCGCCCAGAGUUUGAUGAGCGAUGAUUUGGCUGAAAGGAUCGGCAACAUCGUGGAGCACUUCACUCUCAGCAUUUAUAAUAACGUGUGCCGCUCGCUUUUUGAGAAAGAUAAGCUGCUGUUCUCCCUGCUGCUCACUGUAGGCAUCAUGCAGGGUAAAGGCCAGGUUGACGACCAAGUCUGGCGCUUCCUCCUAACAGGGGGCAUCGCUCUAGAUAACCCAUACCCCAACCCUGCCCCAGAGUGGCUGUCUGAAAAAUCUUGGUCUGAAAUCGUCAGGGCGUCCAAACUAGCAAACCUGGAUGGUUUCUUUGAGCAUGUCCAAGACAACGUGUCGAAAUGGAAGAAGCUCUAUGACUCAGGAAAGCCCCAUAAGGACCAGUUACCUGACCGGUGGAGCGAGCUGGUGGGGAUGGACAGAAUGGUCGUGAUCAGGUGCUUCAGGCCAGAUAAGAUGGUUCCAGCUGUGCAGGAUUUCAUUAUGGAUAACAUGGGGCAGGCUUACAUUGAACCUCCCACCUUUGACCUGGCAGGGAGUUACAAAGACUCCAACUGCUGCUCUCCUCUCAUCUUUGUGUUGUCACCAGGAUCUGAUCCAACCGCAGGUUUGCUGAAGUUUGCUGAUGACGUAGAAAUGGGGGGCAGUAAGACCCAAACCAUUUCUCUGGGUCAGGGACAAGGACCCAUUGCAGCCGUGAUGAUUCACAAAGCCAUCAAAGCGGGCACGUGGGUGGUGCUGCAGAACUGCCACCUGGCCACCAGCUGGAUGCCCGCUCUGGAGAGGAUCUGUGAGGAAACCAUCAACCCAGAGAGCACACACCCCGACUUUAGGUUGUGGUUAACCAGUUAUCCAUCCGACAAGUUCCCAGUCAGUAUCCUGCAGAACGGGCUGAAGAUGACCAAUGAGCCUCCCAAAGGAAUAAGAGCCAACCUGCUGCGCUCCUACCUCAGUCACCCCAUCUCUGACCCCGCCUUCUUUGUCAGCUCCAAGAAGCAAGCCGUCUGGCAGAAGUUCCUGUUUGGUCUCACCUUCUUCCACGCUCUAGUGCAAGAGAGGAGGAACUUUGGACCACUAGGUUGGAAUAUUCCCUAUGAGUUUAAUGAGUCUGACCUGAGGAUCAGUAUGAGGCAGAUCCAGAUGUUCCUGGAUGAGUAUGAGGACGUUCCACUGGAGGCCCUCACAUAUCUUACAGGUGAAUGCAACUAUGGCGGCAGGGUGACAGAUGACAAAGACCGGCGUCUGCUGAUGUCGCUUCUCUCCGUCUUCUACAGUUGGGACCUGAUAGAGAAGGAGUGCUACCACAUGUGUGAGGGAGAUCUGUAUUAUGUCCCAGGUCACGGCCCAUAUCAGACAUAUGUAAACUACAUUCGCGGUCUUCCGAUUUGUGCCGAUCCUUGUGUGUUCGGCCUUCAUAGCAACGCUGACAUCACGAAGGAUAACCAGGAGACCAAUCAGCUGCUGGAUGGAGUUCUGCUGACGCUGCCCAGGCAGACCGGCGGCGGGGCCAAGUCUCCUCAGGAAGUAGUGGAUGAGCUUGCAGAAGACAUUCUCUCCAAGCUGCCAGAAGACUUUGACAUACAAAUGGUGAUCGAAAAAUACCCAGUCAUGUACGACGAGUCCAUGAAUACUGUUUUGAGGCAGGAAAUCAUCCGCUUUAACAGACUCACUCUCGUGGUGCGGGUCAGCUUGGUAAACAUCCGCAAAGCUCUGAAGGGACAGAUUGUUAUGUCUGCCGAACUGGAGAACGUCUUCAACAGUAUGAUGGUGGGCAAGCUGCCCGCUCUGUGGGCUGCCGUGUCAUACCCCUCCCUGAAACCAAUGGGGAGCUACGUGACCGAUCUGCUCACCAGGCUGCAGUUCCUACAAGAUUGGAUAGAUGACGGCCCGCCUGCAGUCUUCUGGCUCUCUGGCUUCUACUUCACCCAGUCAUUUCUAACAGGAGUGGCUCAGAAUUUUGCCAGGAAGUACACCAUCCCCAUAGACUUCAUUGGCUUCGAAUUUGAGGUUACCAAAGAGGAGAACCAUAUGGAGGAGAAGCCAGAGGACGGGGCUUAUGUUAAGGGUCUCUUCAUGGAGGGAGCGCGCUGGGACAGAGAGAAGAUGGUGAUUGGAGAGUCCCUCCCCAAGAUCCUCUUCGACUCUUUGCCCAUCAUUAAGCUCAGACCUGGAGAUAUGUCCAAGUUCCGACAUGAAGACCUCUACGUCUGUCCUGUAUACAAAACCAGCGCUCGCAGAGGGACCCUGUCCACCUCCGGCCACUCCACCAACUACGUCAUGUCCAUCGAGCUGCCCUCUGACAAGCCUGAGAAACACUGGAUUAACCGCGGGGUGGCAUGCCUCUGUCAGCUGGACGACUAAGAAAUAAUGACUAUUAAAAAAAAUGUGUAAAUGCCAAAGAAAGCUUAUGUGUUUGUAUGCCAAAGACACAUGUGGAGGGACUUGGACAUAUCUCUAGGUCGUAAGCACAUAUUUGCAACCAUGACAAUCAAAACUAUGCAUUCUUUCAAAGUGAAUGACAAUGAAAUGAUAAUCAUUUCUUAAAGAGGACAUCAUUCUCUCAGCGUGAAUAUUAGAGAUUGGCGAUUUUUUUCUUUAUUUUUGUGAACACAAUACCUCAAGAACGCCUAGAGAGAAUUUCUUCAAACAUCCCGUUGGACUCAAAAUUGAAUACGAUUAUGGGGUCAUACGCAGAUCAAGGUCACCGUGAUCUUACAAAACACAUCGACAUACUGUACCUCAAGAAUACAUUUUCUAAUUUUAUACAUUUCCCACAAAUAUCUAAUAGGAUAAUAUAAUAAAUUGAUUACAAUGUGGACAGACAUGGAUUUACUCUGCAACUAAACUGUUUGGUUGAUAGUAUAUUUGCACAUAUUUUUCCAGUACAAUCCAGAUUAUUGCAGUCAAAUGGCUCAGAUGGUUUUAAAACAAACCCUCAUUGUGGAUAAUGCUAUACAAGCUCUACUGUAAACAAAAUAUACUUUGUUUGGAUUUGGAGAAUAUAUGUAUUUUUUAAACUCUAAAACAUAUUAUAUUUCAAAUGUGUUUCGAGCUGGUGCUGAUAUAUUUGCUCUUUCAUGCACUUUACUCUAUAUUUUUAUAUUCGAUAUGGUUUUUCUGUUAUUAAUGGGUGAUGGGUUUUUGCAAUAUGUCCUAUAUCCCUUGAUAAUCAAAUCAACAUAAUGUCAAACAACAGGAUGAUUUCACUACUUUUAGUGCUCUCUCAACUCAGUAGUUAGUUCUGAUGUCAAACACUAGAUGGUGGCAAAGGAAAACCAGUUGGUUACAGGGAUCCUUAAUGGUACCCGCAAUGAUGAAUGUCCUCACUACAUCUCCAUUCCCAUACCAAUAGUAUAUUUUAAUGUAUAGCACAAACAGUGUGCCAUCAAGUGAAAAUAUAUGGUGUAUGGGUGGGUCUUAAUUUUGAGAAACAAGACCACAAAAACACCACGUUUUGUACAUAUGGGUUAC
Molecule: messenger RNA, 9624 nt
Organism: Notothenia coriiceps (black rockcod)
Lineage: Eukaryota; Metazoa; Chordata; Actinopteri; Perciformes; Nototheniidae
Gene: dnah3
Product: dynein axonemal heavy chain 3
Exons: 37
Coding region: 1-8514 (2837 amino acids)
Biological process (GO): microtubule-based movement
Cellular component (GO): dynein complex
Molecular function (GO): ATP binding; dynein intermediate chain binding; dynein light intermediate chain binding
Source: RefSeq, a predicted model, not a curated record